AUGGAGUGGAUCAGAUUCGGUCCAAUAAUUUCCCAGAUUCCUAUCUCAUGUCUGGAUACUUCCGAUAGAAAGUAUCUAGGUAAAUUAGAAGCAGGCGGCAUUAGGUAAUCGUGGCGAAUGUUACGAAAGGUUUCCUUGCGACCUGGUAAUGCAACUCGUUGAUGGAACUGGACUGACUUCAGUUGGGUGAAAGUGAUGGUCAGUCUGGAACGUCGUAAAGAUCUCAUUUGGACGCUUUAAUCGGGUCACGGAGGUUAAAGUCUUAAGUUCCUUAACGACUUGUCCCAUAAAAGUCGGAGCAUUGUUUCUGGAAUUUUCCUUCCUUCACUCUAGAGGACAUUCACAUAAAUUGCCCCUUUCAUUAAUUUCCGUAAUAGAGUUUAAUAAAGGAAGAUUUUAUUAUCGAUGUUGCAAACGAAUAAUCUGAAAGAGUAAUUCAAUGAAUUAGUAAGAUCAGAAGUGCCAUUUGAACAUAAACCUUGACCGUCCAGCUGCUAGAAUUUCCUACGUCAUGGUACACGUACGUUGAAAAUUUACAAUGAUCAUUCUGUUUACCAUCGUAUUUUGACGUUGAUAAUUUCCUGUUCUUCUAUCGAAGCGUCAUGAGCUAUUGAGUUCCACGUCGUCCGACCAGCCAUCGAAUUAUCUGCGCAAGAUUUAUCGUUUUAUUUCAGUGCGCAGAGCCGCCAGAUCCGCCUACAAGAAAUCUCCUUAUCGGUCGGUACCACCCACGGCUCAGCUUCUCUUCGUUCGUGUCGUCUUACGCCUCGUCAGAAACAUUGAAAGUAUUCUUUCCGAAUGCAAAAAUGGAAGAAGAAAGGAAAAAAUAG
Messenger RNA from Heterotrigona itama, 830 nucleotides. Lineage: Eukaryota; Metazoa; Arthropoda; Insecta; Hymenoptera; Apidae. The record is from the annotation of a GenBank genome assembly.